This is a messenger RNA of Klebsormidium nitens, 1886 nucleotides long. The record is from the annotation of a GenBank genome assembly. Lineage: Eukaryota; Viridiplantae; Streptophyta; Klebsormidiophyceae; Klebsormidiales; Klebsormidiaceae.
AUGCUGCAUUCCCAGGUGUAUUGCGACACCUCAUACGAAUCAAUACAGGCAUAAGGCCCAUAGCCUUGAAAGGCGGAAAAGGGUGAGAUGUCACGGCAUUUUGAAUUGGAGUUUGGGGCGCCUUAGAGUUUCUUUCAAUGGUCGCAAUCAGUCGGCAGUCUCUGACAGGAAGCUAAUAGCCUAGAAUAACAUCGCGCCUUCCGCAUUGGGACAGCCCGGGGAUGGUGUCCGCCCCGCUUGCGUCGCUGCUGGCGGCGGGCUUCGUCCUUAUUGCCCUAUCCCCGCAGAUCCCCCCUGGUGCCGACCAACUUUGCGGACAGGCGGGGCUUUUCGGGCAGUUCAUGUGCGUGAUGAACACCGGAACGGGCGCCAACCGGACCUACAGCAGCCAGGUGCUCCUGUCCGCGCGCCAGCUGGCGGACAACACGACAGCUGUCGACCGCAUUUUUGGGGCGGAGCCAUUCCUGCGCCCGGAUAUGGUGAUCACUGCUGAGGGGACGAGGGCCACAUUCCUGAGCGCAUCCAAGGGGCUUGCAACCGUGUACCUAGACUUCUUUAUCUGCUCGGAAGAGACCUGCAGUAGCGUUGCGGAUUUGAAGUACUUCCAGGACACGGAGGGGGAGCGCGGGGUUGGGUUUCCGAUUGGGGUGGUUCCGCUGACAAACCUCGCGGUGGGGCUUCCUGUGGGGCAAGGCGCACUCGGCGAUGCGGUGAAUGUAUCGGUGGAUCUGACGAGCGAGCGGUUAUCCCAAGGGAUCACGAGUGCCGUGCGCUCUUAUCAGCUGCAAGGGUCGCUUCCGAUAAAGCAGAGGCCGCUAGUGGCAAUGGCAGGAACAAGGGUCACGCUGGAUAUUCUGGCGGACUUUCUUUUGUCUGAGCCAGGAGUCGGGGUCGCAAACCGGGCCGUGCAAGGGGCGUGCACUUUGCUCAUAUUCCCGGACAGCCCCUGGUACCGCCAGUACAUCCUCCCCAGCUUUCCCCUGUGCGUGACACCAACACAAACCCUCGCCUUAUUGGGCCUGGACGACGGAAACUGGUGUCAAUUGUGCGACGGCUUUUCUAUCAGCGUUGUCAACUACCAAGCGGGCUGUUACCUGUCCAACCGAGGCACAUGUGGCUUCCUGGACUACCCGCUUGUAAACCCCGAGGUGGGGGGCUGGACCCUCAAUAUGUACAAUCUCACCUCUCCUGCCGAUGGCCAGACACUUUACAGCGGGGACCAGGGAACUUACACCCACCCCUGGACUGGUCUGCUAUACAACAUUCGUGCGGAGGGGAGGGCGGCAGCGCCAGCUGGCUGCAACCACACCGGGCGGUAUACGUGUGUUGGGGACGGGUGCUCUACAAAAAAGCCGUUCCUCAUGACGUGUCCCGCUGCAACGCGGACGGGCGGCUUGAGUGGCGGGUUUGGGGCUCUCUUGUCGACCGCAGAGUACUCCUGGGCUUCAAGCACGAGCUCUUCGCUCGGUUCGUUCUUUGGGUACGAGAGGUUGAGUGUCAAUGGUCUCGGGAAAGUGGUCUCUGCUGCGGAGGACUGGGGUUUCGCGAUCGCGAGCAACGUGGUUAAGGACACGGUGAUCUACUAUGACCAGGUUUUGAGCACCACUGGGUUGGUCACGACGUGGUUAACGACGUUAAUCGCGGUUGUGGGCUCCUGGGCUGCUUAUCCCCAGAUCUCAGCCUGGAUCUCGAGAGCGAUCGGAAGCGCGCGGGGCUGGGAGGGCUUUCUGGGGAAAGCUUUGGCGGGGGUCACGACAAUUGUCGCGACCUCAGCCCCGUUAGUAAUCGUUAUCGCCACCCAACACUCUCUUAGUGUCAACAACGGGCGGCGGGUGCAGCACAUGUACUACCAAGCAGCUUAUGAUGCACCCGGGCCAGGACAUUAA